Acanthochromis polyacanthus (spiny chromis) is the source of this 4798-nucleotide messenger RNA. RefSeq names its product corticotropin-releasing factor-binding protein-like. Gene Ontology annotation, molecular function: corticotropin-releasing hormone binding. Lineage: Eukaryota; Metazoa; Chordata; Actinopteri; Pomacentridae. The coding region runs from base 60 to 1028 and encodes 322 amino acids. The transcript has 7 exons. Gene Ontology annotation, biological process: negative regulation of corticotropin-releasing hormone receptor activity; hormone-mediated signaling pathway; negative regulation of corticotropin secretion. The record is from RefSeq and is a predicted model, not a curated record.
AGCUCGCAGCAGCAGCGUCGUUAUUUUUCCUGCUCUGCUUCAGGAAACACUCCUUCAGCAUGUCGGUGACUGUGCGCACACAGCUGCUCCUUUUUCUCAUCUCCCUUUCAUCAAGGAUGGGGAUCAGCCGCUACAUCGAGGACAAUGAAGCUUCAGAUGGAUUAUAUUCUCUGCUCAGUUUGGCCCAGAAAAGAGAAUCGGAGGAUUUUAUUUUCCGCCGACCUCUCAGGUGCUUGGACAUGCUGGCCACUGAUGGCUACUUCACCUUCGUUGCGUCUCGGCCACAGCUGACUUGUGCUGCUUUCAUCAUCGCUGAGCCCAGUGAAGUUAUCAGUCUGGAGCUGACUGACGUCAGCAUCGACUGCGGCGCUGGAGACUUCAUAAAGAUGUUUGAUGGGUGGGUUCUGAAGGGAGAGAAGUUUCCCAGCAGUCGAGAUCACCCCCUCCCUCUCCACCAGCGCUACACAGACUACUGCUCCUCCACGGCACCAGGAGCCACCAGUCGCUCCUCUCAGAACGUUGCCAUGAUCUUCUUUCGCAUUCACAGCCCUGACAGUGGCUUCACUCUUGCUGUCAAAAAGCUACACAACCCUUUCCCCUGCAACAUCAUGUCUCAGAGCCCAGAAGGCAGCUUCACCAUGGUGAUGCCACAUCAGCGCAGGAACUGCAGCUUCUCCGUCAUCUACCCUGUGGAGAUACGACUGACAGAGCUCAGCCUGGGGCAGGCCAAAAGCAAUGAGCUCAGCCCACAGAGACAGUUGUGGUCGGGCUGCUCGGGGUCAGGUGACUAUGUGGAGCUGCUGGGAGGGAAUGGGGUCGACACCUCCAAGAUGUUCCCUGUAGCUGACCUCUGCUUCUCCCUCAGUGGGCUCGCCCAGAUGAAGAUCGGUUGUGAUAACUCGGUGGUGAGGCUGGUUUCCAGUGGAAACUACAUCAACCGUGUCUCCUUCCAGUACCGACUACUGGAACAGAACGAGCUUCCCAAGACCAGAGAGAACAAUCUGGAUAACUUCUGCUCUGUAGAAUGAGAUCACACACUGAUGUACACACACAUAACAUACACUUGUGAGGAUUCACACACAAUCACACACUCAUCCCGCUCUCUGUAAAAAUGCCACUUUAAUGAAAAUGUCCUGUUGAACUAAUGCCGUCAGUAAGUAUUUUGUAUUGUGUUUGCCAAAUAUUUUAUUACAUGACCUAACCAUGUUAGCUUUGAUCUUAGUGCAUUUAUUUAAAAAAAUAUAUAUUUUUUUUCAUUUCAGAGUUCUAGGUGAUGGUAGAUUUCCACUUUGGUUUCUAGUCUUUUGUCAUGAAAAUCUGUCAUACAUGUUAUUUCUUGCAGGAACGUUCCUUUCAGACCUCUCUGUUCUUAUUUAAUAUGAGUUACAGUUUUACAUCCCUGCCAUCUUUCUCUUUAUAUUGCCUUGAUAAUUUCAAAAAAUAAAUAUGACUUGCAUGAUAAAGCACAUUUUUAAAGAUCUGCUUUUGUAAGUCAAUCUGUUUUUGAGCCUUCUCCAAUGCCAUUAUAGUAGUAUAGUAUAAUACUGCAUAUUUACGUGGUGUUUGCUAGUGUGUUUCUGCGGGAGCCAUCUAUUUUACCCAAUAACCACAUGACUACUAUUCUCUUUAGAGCUGAAAACAAUAAUUUAUUUCAGUCUUGUUCAGCAUGUAAUACAAUAAGUGACAUGCGUAUGUAGCAUUGUGUUUUUAAUGUGGAUAUUUUAUUGAAUUAUUUUUGUAAAAAAAAAAAAAAGCUGUUUGUGCAUUGAACCUGCAGGUCUAAUGCACAACAAGUUUUGGUUUUGAUCAGGAUUGUUGAGUAAGAAGAUUUUAAAAUAGGCCAGAAGAUUCAAAACUUGAUUUUCUACCCAGAAAUGUGAUGCCACUUAGGUUUGAAUUGCCAUGAAAUUUGGCACAGACUAGGGCUGAAAGAUUUGAUGAGUACUUCAUGCGAUUUUUCUGAAGGAUACUGCAGUUUGAUUUGAUACACACACACAAACACACACACACACACACACACAUACACACGUGGACAAAAUUGUUGGUACCCCUCAGUUAAAGAAGGAAAAACCCACAAUUCUCACUGAAAUCACUUGAAACUCACAAAAGUAACAAUAAAUAAAAAUUUAUUGAAAAUUAAAUAAUCAAAAUCAGCCGUCACUUUUGAAUUGUUGAUUAACAUAAUUAUUUAAAAAAACAAACUAAUGAAAUAGGGCUGGACAAAAAUGAUGGUACCCAUAACUUAAUAUUUUGUUGCACAACCUUUUGAGGCAAUCACUGCAAUUAAACGAUUUCUGUAUUUGUCAAUGAGCGUUCUGCAGCUGUCAACAGGUAUUUUGGCCCACUCCUCAUGAGCAAACAGCUCCAGUUGUCUCAGGUUUGAUGGGUGUCUUCUCCAAAUGGCAUGUUUCAGCUCCUUCUACAUAUGUUCAAUGGGAUUCAGAUCUGGGCUCAUAGAAGGCCACUUUAGAAUAGUCCAACGCUUUUCUCUCAGCCAUUCUUGGGUGUUUUUGGCGGUGUGUUUUGGAUUGUUGUCCUGUUGGAAGACCCAUGACCUGCGACUGAGACCAAGCUUUCUGACACUAGGCAGCACAUUUCUCUCCAGAAUGCCUUGAUAGUCUUCAGAUUUCAUCGUACCUUGCACACUUUCAAGACACCCUGUGCCAGAUGCAGCAAAGCAGCCCCAAAACAUUACUGAGCCUCCUCCAUGUUUCACCGUAGGGACAGUGUUCUUUUCUUCGUAUGCUUGGUUUUUGAGUCUAUGAACAUAGAGUUGAUGUGCCUUACCAAAAAGCUCCAGUUUGGUCUCAUCUGUCCAAAGGACAUUCUCCCAGAAGCUUUGUGGCUUGUCAACAUGCAUUUUUGCAAAUUCCAGUCUGGCUUUUUUAUGAGUUUUUUUCAGCAGUGGUGUCCUCCUUGGUCGUCUCCCAUGAAGUCCACUUUGGCUCAAACAACGACGAAUGGUGCGAUCUGACACUGAUGUACCUUGGCCUUGGAGUUCACCUUUAAUUUCUUUGGAGGUUGCUCUGGGCUCUUUGGAUACAAUUCCAACGAUCCGUCUCUUCAAUUUGUCAUCAAUUUUCCUCUUGCGGCCACGUCCAGGGAGGUUGGCUACUGUCCCGUGGGUCUUGAACUUCUGAAUAAUAUGAGCCACUGUUGUCACAGGAACUUCAAGCUGUUUAGAGAUGGUCUUAUAGCCUUUACCUUUAAGAUGUUUGUCUAUCAUUUUUUUUCGGAUGUCCUGGGACAAUUCUCUCCUUCGCUUCCUGUUGUCCAUGUUCAGUGUGGUACACACCUUUUCACCAAACAGCAGGGUGACUACUUGUCUCCCUUUAAAUAGGCAGACUGACUGAUUAUGAGUUUGGAAACACCUGUGAUGUCAAUUAAAUGACACACCUGAGUUAAUCAUGUCACUCUGGUCAAAUAGUUUUCAAUCUUUUAUAGAGGUACCAUCAUUUUUGUCCAGGCCUGUUUCAUUAGUUUGUUUUUUUAAAUAAUUAUGUUAAUCAACAAUUCAAAAGUAAUGGCUGUUUUUGAUUAUUUAAUUUUCAAUAAAUUUUUAUUUAUUGUUACUUUUGUGAGUUUCAAGUGAUUUCAGUGAGAAUUGUGGGUUUUUCCUUCUUUAACUGAGGGGUACCAACAAUUUUGUCCACGUGUGUAUAUAUAUUUCUAAAUUAAGCUUUAAUUUAAUAAUCCCUAUGUAACAGAUUUUAAAUGUGAUGGAGCAUUACCACAUGAGACAGUAUGGGGCCAGCAUGAAUUUGUAAAUCCAUUUACAAGACAGUUCAUGGUGUGAUUAUUAAAUACUGUGUGUCACUGGUCUUGUGUUAGUCCAACCAUGUAGAUUACAUUGAUCAACAGGCAGCACAAACAACCCUUGAAAUCUGCUUAAAUUGAGUAAAAGUCAAUUACAACAAUAGUCUUAUUAUUUAAAAGCCCCCAUAUAACCUACAUUUCAAAUUUGAAUUUUCCCUUUUGCAUUGUUUCAAUUUCAAAUUUUUAUUAUUUUAGUGAUUCCUUAACUUUUCAAUCAUCAACAUCACCUGGUUUGAAAUUUCAAUGGUCCAAGAUUUUGAUUCAUGACAGCAACAAUUUUACUUCAUUUUCUGUUCUGUAGCAAAUGCUAGCCUGAUAAGAAGUAAGAAUGUAGGAAAUAUGCCUCCAGAAUUAAGAAACUCAUCUCUAUGUAUCAAAACAUCAUAUAUAGAAGGUUUUUUUUCAGUGAAAAUGAAGGAUAAUGAUGCAUAAAACCCCAACCCUGCAAGUUGAGAGAAUUAGUCCCUUAGGUUUGUUUCGUAUAAAACUCAAGAAGUCUGAAUACAUGUUUUUGAGGUUGUCAUGGGUAUGCUGCAGUUUCAAGGAGAAAAUGCUAGCCGUAUUGUUCUUUGCUUAUUUCAUCCAUAAUAUGUCUUCAAGCACAUAAAACAACAUAAUUUGGACAGGUUAUCAGGGUAAAAAACAACAAGAUUUUCAACAGAGGGUGUGUUCUUUGUGCUCUUUGUUAGUGGUAUGUGGUUUUGAUAAACACAAGACUAGACUGUGUGGUGAAAUCACUAAUGUCAUGUGGACAUUGAGCGAAUGACCUUGUUUUUGUAGCGGAUAUUACAGUGAAUUUCCUUCACCGUGUUCGUCCAGAAAUAUUCUCAAAACAGACACUUCAACUCAAGUUCCAAGAAGACUAAAGUCUAAUUUUAGCUCCGUUUAUUGCAGUGUAGUCAGAAGAGAUACUCUACUUGUGUGUAAAUGUGAACAUGUAUGUGUAUUCUACUGUAUUAAAAUAUGUUCUUGGCAAUCAGUA